Molecule: messenger RNA, 2096 nt
Organism: Heterocephalus glaber (naked mole-rat)
Lineage: Eukaryota; Metazoa; Chordata; Mammalia; Rodentia; Bathyergidae
Gene: Ap1m1
Product: adaptor related protein complex 1 subunit mu 1
Biological process (GO): intracellular protein transport; vesicle-mediated transport
Cellular component (GO): clathrin adaptor complex
Source: RefSeq, a predicted model, not a curated record
CCGCGCGCGGCACCCGGGCCGGAAGUAGAGGGAAGUGUCGCGGUGCGCGCCGGCCUCACUCAGCGCCGGCCGUGAGAGCCGUUGCGGCCGCCCUCGGCGCCUCUGGGGCCUUCCGCAGCCGCCAUGUCGGCCAGCGCCAUCUACGUGCUGGACCUGAAGGGCAAGGUGCUUGUCUGCCGGAACUACCGCGGAGACGUGGACAUGUCAGAGGUGGAGCACUUCAUGCCCAUCCUGGUAGAGAAGGAGGAGGAGGGCGCACUGUCGCCCAUCCUGGCCCACGGCGGUGUUCGCUUCAUGUGGAUCAAGCACAACAACCUCUACUUGGUUGCCACGUCCAAGAAGAAUGCAUGUGUGUCGCUGGUGUUCUCCUUCCUCUACAAGGUGGUGCAGGUGUUCUCCGAGUACUUCAAGGAGCUGGAGGAGGAGAGCAUCCGAGACAACUUCGUGAUCAUCUACGAGCUGCUGGAUGAGCUCAUGGACUUCGGCUACCCACAGACCACGGACAGCAAGAUCCUGCAGGAGUAUAUCACGCAGGAAGGCCACAAGCUGGAAACAGGGGCCCCUCGGCCCCCUGCCACCGUCACCAACGCCGUGUCCUGGCGGUCAGAGGGCAUCAAGUACCGUAAGAAUGAGGUGUUCCUGGAUGUCAUCGAGUCCGUUAACCUCCUGGUCAGUGCCAAUGGCAACGUGCUGCGCAGCGAGAUCGUGGGCUCCAUCAAGAUGCGGGUCUUCCUGUCGGGCAUGCCGGAGCUGCGCCUGGGCCUUAACGACAAAGUCCUCUUUGACAACACGGGCCGCGGUAAGAGCAAGUCCGUGGAGCUGGAGGACGUGAAGUUCCACCAGUGCGUGCGGCUGUCGCGCUUCGAGAACGACCGCACCAUCUCCUUCAUACCCCCCGACGGCGAGUUCGAGCUCAUGUCUUACCGGCUCAACACCCACGUGAAGCCCCUGAUCUGGAUCGAGUCCGUGAUCGAGAAGCACUCGCACAGCCGCAUCGAGUACAUGAUCAAGGCCAAGAGCCAGUUCAAGCGGCGCUCCACGGCCAACAACGUGGAGAUCCACAUCCCCGUGCCCAACGACGCCGACUCGCCCAAGUUCAAGACCACGGUGGGCAGCGUCAAGUGGGUGCCGGAGAACAGCGAGAUCGUGUGGUCCAUCAAGUCCUUCCCGGGCGGCAAGGAGUACCUGAUGCGGGCGCACUUCGGACUGCCCAGCGUGGAGGCGGAGGACAAGGAGGGCAAGCCGCCCGUCAGCGUCAAGUUCGAGAUCCCCUACUUCACCACCUCGGGCAUCCAGGUGCGCUACCUGAAGAUCAUCGAGAAGAGCGGGUACCAGGCGCUGCCCUGGGUGCGCUACAUCACGCAGAACGGCGACUACCAGCUCCGGACCCAGUGAGGCCGCGCCCAGCCGCGCCCCGCCCCAGUCCCGGAGCGGACCGACCCCACGUGCCACGGCCUUGGUGCCAAAGGCCACACGGCCCACAACGGCAGCGCCCCCGGGACUGGAGCUUGGUCCGGCUGCAGCCUCGGCCCGGCCACCGCCCACCCAGGCCCUCAGGGACGUCCCCCAGCGGCCCGCGUCUGUCCAGGGCCCGGCCCCACCCCUGCGUGUGACAGCGACAUUAAAUCCCCUCCCUCGGCGCGCGGCCUGCUCUGUCGGCGUCGCCCAGGGCCUGCAGCGGGCCUGACCCCAGGCCGCCAGGAGAGAGGGGAAGGGAGGGGAGGGACGGGGUGGGCGGGGGGCUGCGCUGCAGGCCGGCGGAGGGCGGACGCUGCGUCCCCCAGAGGGAAGGCACGCCCGGGACACGACUCCCGGCCGGCCUGGCUUCGCAGAGCUCUAACGCCUGGGGCGGGGCCUGGGGUGACUUACACUGACUCUGACUCUGUGAAGUGUCCCUCACGGAGCGGUUGUGGGUCUCCCGGGCUCUGGGUAAAUAGGAAUAAAGCAGGGGCCUGUGAGAAUUCUUAAGGCUUGAAGGCCUAAAAGUUUACAACUUCUGGGGCCGGGGAUUUGGCUCAGUGGUGCCACUGCUUGCCUCAAAAGCACAAGGUCCUGAGCUAGAUCCCCGGCACUAAAACAAAAAAGUUUAAAACUUC